Molecule: messenger RNA, 973 nt
Organism: Rhipicephalus sanguineus (brown dog tick)
Lineage: Eukaryota; Metazoa; Arthropoda; Arachnida; Ixodida; Ixodidae
Exons: 1
Coding region: 125-973 (282 amino acids)
Source: RefSeq, a predicted model, not a curated record
GGCAUGCUGCCCGGAGCUUCAAGUGCUGCGGUACUUGGGACCAGCAGAUGAAGAACCUCAAAAUAUUGAUGAACCGUCAGAGAUUUUAAUUGAUGAUAAUGAGGACCUGUGGGGAAAAGGUGCUAUGGCACUGGUUGAUGCAUACUUGGCAUCAGUGAAGCCCCUAUGUCAAGAGGACAGGGACAGAAUAUGUAUCCAAACAGCAGGACAAGCUAGCAACAAAUCUUGGUAUACAGCCAGGAUUGGUCGUCUGACAGCAUCGUUAUUUAAGAGGAUAUGUCGGUGUAUAAAGCCUGAGGGCCUUCUUAAAACGCUGCUCUAUCCUAGUGGUAGGGCAGUGUCCGAAGCACUUGUAUAUGGGCGAGUCCAUGAAAAGGAUGCUGUCGAUGCGUAUGUAGCUAUUUUGAGGCAUCGUGACAGCACUGUCGAAGUCCUUGAGACUGGCCUUCAUGUACAUAAUAAGUAUCCAUUUGUGGCAGCCUCGCCAGAUAGGAUUGUCACAGUGAAUGGAGAAGAAGGCCUUCUCGAGGUGAAAUGCCCCUUUUCCAAGCGAGGAUUGACGAUAGAAGAAGCCUGCGCCGACAGAGCUUUCUGCUCCAUCUUCCAGGACGGUGAAGCCAUUCUGAAAAGGGAUCACCAUUAUUUCUACCAAGUGCAAGGACAGAUGGCUGUUACGGGACAUAAGUGGUGCGAUUUAGUUCUGUGGGUUGAGUCGGGCAACCCAACCGAGCCCCACCAAAUUAAUGCCGAACGCAUAGACUUCGACCUCAAUUUCUGGGAGCAGGAGAUCCUUCCUGGACUGCUACAUUUUAUGCGGCACGCGCUUGUGCCCGAGCUACUCACGAAACGUUUGAAACGUCUAGGAAAGCUUUACACGUGUGGGCAGUAUGUGUCACACAAGAUGCUCCAGCGAGGAUUUUACGUGUGUGAACCUCGGGAUGACCUCCUAGUGAAAAUCAGGAAACUUAAGUGA